GUUAGUCAAACAUAAUCACUUGACAAUAAAAAUAUACUUUUUUCCCAGAUUUUAUUUCACUAGUAGUUAGAUGAAUCAGGUUCUUCAAAUUCAAAAGUUUCAAACUUUGCGUGAAAUUUCGACAUUUUGAAGAAACUGCAAGCUAUCUUUUUAUUCUCUUUCAGUUACAGUACGAUUCAAAAAACAUUGUUCAGAAUCUAGAAAGUUGUCUACUUCUGAUGGAACAACAAAAAACCGUGAAAAACAACAAAACGACAAAUAACGAGGUUGUUCUUCGAAUUUCAAACAACCAAGAAAUCAGAGAUUUUGGAGCUACCCAAGUUGCCGAAACCAGUUCUCAUUCAAAAGGGUCACAUGCAGAAGAACUCAUAGAGCUUGAGAAUGUCAGAAGCAGUUUCUUGGGUCGGUCUGAAUUUUCAAAGCCAAAAGCAAGAAUGGUGGAACCACCAUUACCAAAAGAUGCAAGCUUUGUAGCAGAAAAGACUCAAAUCAAGAAUUCCAAUUCUCCAAACAAGAAGGUUCUUCCAAGAGAUGUUCCUGAUGGAAUUGGAACUGUCAUUACCCCAAGAACUCCAUUGAUUGGUACUCCAAGGGAAGGAGAAGAAGUGGAUGAUGAUGAUGAUGAAGAAGAAGUUUACAAGACUGCAGAAAUUGAAGUGAGUAAGAGAUCUGGUAAGAAGAUGAAACUAAUGAGUUGGAUUGAGUUAUUUGCAUUUGUUUCAAUUUUGGGUUUUUUGAUUGCAAGCUUAAUGGUUCAUAAUCUGCAACAUAAGAAAAUUUGGAGUUUAGAACUUUGGAAAUGGUGUGUGCUUACAUUAGUUAUCAUCUCUGGUAGAUUAGUCACUAGCUGGUUUAUCAAUGUUCUGGUUUUCUUAAUCGAAAGAAACUUCUUGUUUAAGAAGAAAGUCUUGUAUUUUGUUUAUGGUGUUAGGAAGAGUGUUCAAGCUUUUAUAUGGUUAAGUUUGGUACUUUUGGCAUGGAGUUUAGUUUUCCACCAUGGAGUUAAGAGAACAAGAAAAGUUACUACGAUUCUUGGUUACAUCACAAGGGCACUUGCUUCUUUUGUUAUUUCCGCGGCUAUAUGGUUGGCGAAAACUUUGUUGAUUAAGCUAUUGUCUUCUCAUUUUCAAUCGACUAGGUUUUUCGAUAGGGUUCAAGAAUCGAUUUUUCAUCAGUAUAUUCUUAGGACUCUUUCUGGUCCUCCUUUGAUGGAGAUGGUGGAGAUGGUAGGUAAGAGUUCGAGUAGUGGCCGGCUUAGUUUCAAGAUGUUGGUUAGAGAUAAUGAGAAGAAAGGGACAAAAGAACAAGUCAUCGAUGUAGAGAAGCUUAAGAAAAUGAAACAAAAGAAAGUUUCGGCUUGGACUAUGAAAGGAUUGGUUGAUGUAAUUAAGAGUUCUGGAUUAUCUACCAUUAGCUAUACGCCGGAGAGUAUAUAUGAAGAAGAGAGUGAUCAGAAAGAUAAUGAAAUUACUAGUGAAUGGGAAGCAAAGGCGGCCGCGUAUCGAAUUUUCCGAAAUGUUGCCAAGCCAGGAAGCAAGUACAUUGAGAAGGAAGAUCUUUUGCAGUUUAUGAAAAUCGAAGAAGUGGAAAAUUUGCUUCCAUUAUUUGAGGGAGCAGUCGAGACCGGAAGAAUUAAGAGGAAGUCUCUCAAGAACUGGCUGGUGAAAGUCUACCUAGAACGCCGAUCUCUUGUACAUUCGCUAAAUGAUGCCAAAACAGCUGUUGAUGAAUUGAAUAACAUUGCUUCCGCAAUCGUCCUUAUUUUGGCCAUCAUUGUGUUGUUGCUUGUGAUGGGAUUCUUAACAACCCAAGUUCUUGUCUUCAUUUCAUCACAGCUUUUACUUGUGGCGUUUGUGUUUGGCAACACGGCCAAGACAGUAUUUGAAGCUAUUAUAUUUGUUUUCGUGAUGCAUCCGUUCGAUGUCGGUGAUCGUUGUGUCAUCGAUGGUGUUCAGAUGAUUGUAGAAGAGAUGAAUAUAUUGACUACAAUAUUUUUGAGAUACGACAAUGAAAAGAUAUUCUAUCCGAAUUCAGUUCUUGCGACCAAGCCAAUAAGUAACUUCUAUCGGAGUCCAGAAAUGAGUGAUUCAGUUGAAUUUUCUGUUGAUGUUUCGACUUCAAUACAAAGCAUUGGAGCUUUAAAAGCUAGAUUAAAAGAAUACUUGGAGAGUAGGCCACAACAUUGGCGUCCAAACCACAGUGUAUUGGUUAAGGAUAUUGAGAAUGUAAACAAGAUGAAAAUGGUUCUUUACGUUACUCACACGAUAAACUUUCAGAAUUCGGGCGAUAAGAACAACAGAAGAUCUGAAUUAGUUCUCGAGUUAAAGAGAAUUCUUGAAGAUCUCGAUAUUAAAUACAAUUUGCUGCCUCAAGAAGUUCGUCUCAAUCAUGUAAGAUCACAAGACAAUAAGGCAGAGACAGUUUGAAAAGUAACAUAAGCUAUGUCAUGUUUUUGUACUAUUGUAGAAUUUAGCUUCAUUCAACUGGAAAAUUGCAUAAAAAAGGCAAGUUGUCAAGUAAUAUGAAUAAACAUUGAGAACAAGUUGUGUACUUCAA
This is a messenger RNA of Lathyrus oleraceus (garden pea), 2556 nucleotides long. RefSeq names its product mechanosensitive ion channel protein 10. Gene Ontology annotation, molecular function: mechanosensitive monoatomic ion channel activity. Gene Ontology annotation, cellular component: plasma membrane. Gene Ontology annotation, biological process: transmembrane transport; monoatomic anion transport; detection of mechanical stimulus. The transcript is spliced from 5 exons. Lineage: Eukaryota; Viridiplantae; Streptophyta; Magnoliopsida; Fabales; Fabaceae. The record is from RefSeq and is a predicted model, not a curated record. Bases 219 to 2426 code for a protein of 735 amino acids.